Anguilla rostrata (American eel) is the source of this 7084-nucleotide messenger RNA. RefSeq names its product potassium voltage-gated channel subfamily G member 3-like. The transcript has 2 exons. Gene Ontology annotation, molecular function: delayed rectifier potassium channel activity. The record is from RefSeq and is a predicted model, not a curated record. The coding region runs from base 333 to 1631 and encodes 432 amino acids. Gene Ontology annotation, biological process: potassium ion transmembrane transport; protein homooligomerization. NCBI's taxonomy places the organism in Eukaryota, Metazoa, Chordata, Actinopteri, Anguilliformes, Anguillidae. Gene Ontology annotation, cellular component: voltage-gated potassium channel complex; membrane.
GUAGUUGAGUUGGAAACGGUGCAUAGGAGCCACAACCCAGCUUGAGCGCGGAGCAACGCGAGCGGAAAAUGCGCUCUGUUGGAGAGACUUUCUUAAUCGAUUCCAGCUGGCCAAUUGCCUCGUCGGGAAGAAUAAACAAUGAGGAACCCCUCGUCUAUAAGCAGGCACAUAUUAUCUACAAACUUGUGGAUGUCUAAAACUGGACUUGACGAGAGGGAAAGGAUGGUGGACAUUGAUGCUUGUGACGGAGAGGGUCCCCCCUCUUUCAAUUUUGUUUAAAUCAGAGGGAGGCUGUUCUCAGUAUAUCCGACGGGAGGAAAAACUGCUCUAAAAUGAAGUUUGGAAAGAGCAUUUGCAUUCUAAACGUGGGUGGCACAAAAUAUGCGUUUCCCAGGGACGUGAUUAAGGAUUUUCCUCUGAGAAGAGUGAGUCGUCUGCACAACUGCGCCUCUGAGAAAGAAGUGCUGGAAGUCUGCGAUGACUACGAUCGGGAACGGAACGAGUUUUUCUUCGACAGACACUCCGAAGCUUUCGGUUUCAUCAUGUUGUACGUUAAGUAUGGCAAGCUCAGGUUUGUUCCGCAGAUGUGCGAGCUGUCAUUCUACAACGAAAUGAUCUACUGGGGUCUGGAGAGCUCCCACUUGGAGUUCUGCUGCCAGCGGCGGCUGGACGACAGGAUGUCCGACACGUACACCUACUUCUCAGAGGAGGACACCAAAGUUGAAGAUGAUUUGAGAGGCGAAGACGUGCCGGAGGACUCCGCCGGCACUGGGAGAGGGAGCGCAAAGUGGUUGGAAAGAAUGAGAAGGACUUUUGAGGAGCCAACCUCGUCUAUUGCGGCGCAAAUUCUGGCCUCGGUCUCCGUAAUUUUUGUGAUAGUGUCCAUGGUAAUACUUUGCGCGAGCACUCUACCGGACUGGAAAACUGCCGAGAACAACAGCGUGGAGGAGCACAGGUACACAGAGAGUUUAGAGCAUCCAUCGGGGAUCAUCGAGGCGGUCUGCAUUGGCUGGUUCACGGCGGAGUGCAUAGUGCGCUUCAUCGUGUCCAAAGACAAGUGCGAGUUCGUGCGGCGGCCGCUCAACAUCAUCGACCUGCUGGCCAUCACGCCGUACUACGUCUCGGUCCUGAUGACCGUGCUGACGGGCGAGAACUCGCAGCUGCAGCGCGCGGGCGUCACCUUGCGCGUGCUGCGCAUGAUGCGCAUCUUCUGGGUCAUCAAGCUGGCGCGGCACUUCCUGGGCCUGCAGACGCUGGGUCUGACGCUGAAGCGCUGCUACCGCGAGAUGGUGAUGCUGCUGGUGUUCAUCUGCGUGGCCAUGGCCAUCUUCGGAGCGCUGGCCCAGCUGCUGGAGCACGGCCUGGACCUGGAGAUGGGCAACGAGGACUACGCCAGCAUCCCGGCCGCCUGCUGGUGGGUUAUUAUCUCCAUGACCACCGUCGGCUAUGGAGACAUGUACCCCAUCACCAUGCCUGGGCGCGUGCUGGGCGGCCUGUGCGUGGUGAGCGGCAUCGUCCUGCUGGCGCUGCCCAUCACCUUCAUCUACCACAGCUUCGUGCAGUGCUACCACGAGCUGAAGUUCCGUUCGGCCCGCUGUACCCGCAGCCUGUCCGCAGAGUUUCUCAACUGACCAACCGGGUGUGUCCAUUAGCUACGCUCCCAUUCCCUACUGCUCCCCCCCUUCCCCCUUUCCCCCUGGCUAUCUGGACUCCCAUCUUGCCUAUCAUUUUUUUAUACAGCUUCAUGCUGGAAUUUUCCCCUGAAGAGGAAUUUGGUCGGUGGAUGGUUGUCAUGGUGAAAGGAUCCCCAUCAGAGCAGAGAUGCCUGAGAUGGUCUAGUUACAGCACAGGGGAGCUGUUUGCUAAUUCUGAGAAGACACACAGGAAGGGAAGCACAGUAAUUAACAGAGAGGACAGUCUCUCUCUCUCUGUCUCUCUCUCUCCCGGCCUGACAGUGGAUCUUAUUUUACAAAUGGUUUAGAUUGCCAUGUGCUGAUAGUAUCUGCUCACGACAAGCAACAAUUACUGCUUUGUUUUGUGACUCAUUUUAGGGUUCUUAUGUUCUUGGUACAUUAUUAAUUUUAUGGAACAGUGGUAUAUAAUUGUAAUAUCAACCUACCCCUACAAAGCAAAACUGUAUUUUUACAUUCAACUACACAUACCAAUGAUAUCAAGUCAUAGCACUGACUUGUUUGUGAAACGAGAAACCAUUACUUGAAAUGUACAAUGUAUUGUAAUUUAUAUAGAAACAUGCAUUGAAUAAUAUAUAUUUAAAUAGAUUGCAAAGCAAACCAAUCAUUUCCACUUAGGUAAUGAUUGGUUCCACAGUGGGAUAUAUCAGAAUCUACCCAACAAAAUGUGUUCAGCAAAAAUGACAUUUUGGCAUGUACUGAAAAUAUAUUUGGAGUGCCUCCAUACAUUCAGACAUAUUAUUCAAUGUAUUACAAUAUAUUUUUAUAUACAUGGCAGUAUAUUUCCAUUGCAUAAGGGUACCAUUAUAUAUCUCUUGAUAUAUCUCCUGACAUAUACGUACAGGGAAACAUUUAAACAAAACCCAUAUAAUUGCUGUUUUGGGUAAAGCAAAGAAUUAUUCUUGCUUCGUAACUCACUGUGUGCCCUCUCUGGACAGAUAGCAUCAAUGAAUCACAGAUGAUCUUAUAUCACCAAAAUAUUUUAUUUGCGUAUUUAAAUCAGGGCGACAUGGUAAAAGACUCACAGUCCUGCAGCAGCUAGCGGCUGGGUGCUUCUCGGUGCGUCCCAGCGGCUGUGGAAGAUUCUUCCACAGCCAGACGCUCUUUGCUGGGUGGUGAAAACGUUACGGAGAGAGAGAGGAGGUCAGAAGCGUCCCCGUCCCAGCGCCGCGGCUCCUCCGGUCUGUGGCGGGACGCGUGACAGGAUCCGAAUUCGGCGGGGCGCUCUGAUGAUUAAUUCAGCGGAGUUCGGCGCCGGGAGAGGGAGGGAGAGGGAGAGCUGAGAGAGGAGCAGACCCGCGGGCCGAGUGGGCAGGUGGGUAAUGUGGAACACCGUGUGCCACAGAGUGAGAGCGCGUCAUGGAGGAGUGGAUGGCACGGCUGACGCCACGCGGCCAAAGGCAGGCUUUGCUCCCCGCUGUCCUCGCCUCACUCCGGGUCGCUGCCGGGCCUGGGGCCUGGAGCCACGCGCGCGCUGGGACUGGCGUGAAGCGUGUGCCUUUUCUUUUUUUUCUUUUCUUUCUUUUAAAUAAAUACAUUUUUAAAAAGAUCUUUCUGGCUCCCGGGAGCAGGGCGUGUGAGAGGACAACGCGGUACGACGGCCUGGACGCGCACUCAGCGGCGUUGGCCGUGCCACCCUCUUCUCCCCGAUCCGCCGUCACUUCUUCCCUUGGGCGGCCGUGUGAUGCAUUCGUCCUCCUCCGCAGACUCGAGCGACCCGCGGCCUCGUCCGCAAAGGGCCCGCGCGAGCCGCGCUUAUUCGCCGCGUCGGUCUGGCCCGGGCCGGAGUCUCAGCCACGCUCCGCUUCAGCCAGUCUAGAGUCUCCCCGGUUCUCCCCAUUGACCCGCCCGGUCUCAGUGGCUCCUGCCAUUGAUUCUCUCCAUUCUUUGAGUGUCUUUUCAUUGAUCUGCCCCCCAGUUUAAGUGUUUCUCCUCAUUAACCUGCUGCCGUAGUCUCGGUGAUUAAAUGCAACGUUUCCAGGGUUUCAAUCAUUCUCCGUGCUGUGCUGAUAUGUUCGCAGUGAUUUUCCACGCAGGUCCACCACAGUCUCAGUGAUUUUCCAUGGCAGCUCCCUCCACUGUUGAAACUGGUGUGAUUCUGUUUUACUGAGUGAAUAAAAUAUUUGAAAGUUUGACUUUUAGAAUGCAAACAGAGUGCAACCAGAGACACAUCAAUUAUUUGAUUUUAAUUAAUUCUUACAAUUUUACUGUAGUCUCGCAAAAUUGCCUGAAAAUCACCUUCCAUCCCACAUGGUAUCCAUGGUGAUUUCUCACAGCACUGUGUUUGAUGGCGAAUUGGAAUUAGUUUGAGUUAAUUUAUGAUUAAUGGUAGUUGUUUUGUGAGCUGUCUUCAGAGUGACAGGAACCUUGAUCAGCUUGCAGAAUUUGAUAUUGGUGGUCCACUGGGAUAAAGUCACUCAUUUCUGCAUCUCUUAAUCAGGGAAAGCAAUUUCUUUGAUCAGUUAUAAAUCCCCAUAAUCAACACACAGGCAAUUCAUUCAUAAAAUGAAUGAACCUACUAAACCUUUUAUGAGUUUACUUUCUCAAUAGGUCAUUUUUCGUUUCAGCAUGCCUGCUUCCAGACAAUAUUAUUAAACAAGUCAACACAAAGGACAGAAUUGCAAUGAGAACAAAACAAUUAUAUUCAUGCUUCAAAAGAUACAUUAAUAACAAGUACAAUAAAAGGACAGUGGUGUACUCAGGGCAUUAAUGGAGACUACCGUACAGGUCUACUGGUCGAGCAUUAGGAUAUCCUUGGUUCUGUGAAUAUCUGGCUUUGAUUCACAGUAAGCCAGUGGGUCAAGGGUUGAUUAAUUGUUUGUGAAGUGAGACUGCUUCUGCUGGGUUGCUAAUGUUGAUGUCACAGUGUCAAACAUGGUCACAGUAUGUUUGGAUAUACAACAGGUAGAGCAGUAUUUCAGAGACAAAUGGAUGGAGAUUAUUGGACAGACAGGGCACAUGACUCUGCCUUGUACGGGAGGGGUUAAACAGGAUGGGUAAUAUUGUAUAUAUAUAUAUACAGAAACAGCUGCCAUGCUCAAAGGGUUGAUAGUGGGUGUCACUGCCAGGGGGCAGCUCUACCUGGGGAGCUUGAUUCUACUCUCAUCUCCCUCCAGGUCUCCCCUGACGACUGUUUCAUAUUAUAAAUGCUAAAUUCUCUUAAUCAGGCCUGCCCCAGGAAGGCCAAAUUGGUAUCGUUAAAUGCCUACUCCUGCUUGAAUUUAUUUUAAUAGGCUUUUAAUUGGUUUAAAUAUUCGUGACAUCUGUUUAAUUAUAAGCUAAAUCUGUUUGUGUGCAGGGAUGCAUCUGACAGAUUAACUAACUUCAGUUGUUUCUUAAUUACACCAAGUCGUACAGCAAAAAAGUAAGACAAUUUCGGAGACGGGAGAGAAUACAACAGAGGCACAGUGUAUUAUUUGUCACUACUAACAACCAGGUCUCAGCUUCAGCUAACUCGGCAGAGGUCAUAUUACUUUCUUAGAGAAGCCAUAGCUAUAUAACACUGCUUUACAGCCAUCUGCCAAUAUAUUCAUGAAAGAUUUUGUUCCCUAAAGGAGAAGUGUUUACCCAAUUGAUUAACAACACUUCACCCACACAUCGUCAGCAGGGACUGGCUCUUCCCUCCCCCAUUCUCCAUGACUGAGCUCGAAUCAGGCACAAGCUGGAGCACCAUUUCACACCGAGGAGUUGAGAGAUUCUGAAAAAAAGUGAUUUUCCUCUCCUCAAACAUGCAUAUCCAUAAGCAAUUACCCGUCAAACGGAAACUAAAGCUGCAAAAAUGUAGGGGUUUUCUCACAGUUCCUUAACAUUGUGAGGUGCAAGAUACAACACUCUCUGUGCAUAAGUUAAGAAGCUCAUUAAUGACUUUACCUCUCCACCGACUGCACAUUUCCCAUCAGAUGUAGUUGCAAGCAGGCUGUGCUGGGAGACCAGGGUGGCUGACUGCACUUCAUCCAGUUCAGCUGUGGGUCAGGAGAGUAUCACAGCAACACCCUGGGAGUGUUAAUGUGUUUUAUGCGGCACACACUUCUCUCUCUCUCAGUGGACCUCGCUAACAGUGCUAAAGAGCGGGGUGAGUUUGACAUUCAGUGCGCACGCCGGACCGAACCGUUCUGCAGCGAGCAGAGUCGUACGCAGCGUGAACGGGGCGACAGAGAGGAAACUCUACGCGAGCCAGCCUGUUGACGUGACAUUUAGGCAUGCCUCUCUCCAAAAGGGAAAAGCGAGGCAUUGCUAAGAAAAUCCAAUUUAGUUUUGAAUCACUCCAAACCAUAGAACUGAUUUCAUGGCACUCACACCAAAGUAUACCAGAUUUGCGGCCUAAACUGCUCCAUUGCUACCUACUGCUCACUGGUCCCUGGCCAGCCAUCAGUAACUGAGUAACGGAUAGUGAAGGCAUAGUUUAGGAUGAAAGUUAACGGUGCUAUGGGAUGCUAUGGGUGGUGAUCACUGGUAAAGACAAGAAAGUAAUAUAUUUGCCAUAUAUUAUACAUAGUGCUGAUACUCUUGCCUAACCCGUCAGCCCUUUGAGUUCCAAUUCAGAUCUGAAUGUAAAUUUUUAACUGAAGCUGUGAAGUCAUCACUUAUAAAUGCAAAUACAAAAUGCUUGUUCUCAAAUAUCUUCCACUGCUUUUCAGUGAAAGACAUAGACCAGAUUACUCUGAGGUAGCCUCUGGAGUAAAUAUUUAGAAGACAUCCUCCUUUGAAAAAUGUAUUCAUUCUGAUCAUCACAUGUAUCAUUGCUAAGACAAAUAUUUACAGAAUCAUUUUAAGGCCAGUUGUACCCUGUACCUCCUGAUGGGCACAUCAUUUUUGAAGCCCACAUCAUCGUAAAAGAAUGGUGACAUUAAGUUACUGAGUAAUGAAAUCAUUGACAGAUUUACAGUAUGUAACAACAAAUAUUCUGUCCACAAUAGAUCAGGACUUCACUGUCUGGUUUGUUUAGAGGUAUCAGUAGCUAACAAAACUUGAAAACAUUUGAUUGUAUAGAACAAUUGUUUUGUAAAAAAAUGAAAAUUAAAAGUACACUGACAAACUUUAUAUUUAAAACCAAUUUCACAGGCUGUUUGCAGUAAGCUGCUAAACCAACGGAUUCCAGUUGUUGUACCCACCCUCAAAUGUCUGUAAACUGUUGUAAAAAAUGUUUCCAAAUGCUUUUUGUGGAUAUUUCUAGUAAUUAUUCCGCUUCAAUAGAAAUCUUAUUAUUAUAUGUGUAUUAAAUCUAUGUUGUGAAACAUGACUGCAAUUUAAGCAGAAACUGUUUUCUUUAUCACAAAAUAUAGUUUUCAAUUUUAUAUAACAUCUAUUUUAUAUAGAGCUUAUGUUUCCAGAUAGAACUGCUUUAUGGCUGAAAUACUUGAAUACAAAUAUUAAAAAAGUAUUCUCAAGCACUG